AUGAAGACCAAACGAAAUAUCCAAGAAGACGAAGACUGGGGCGCUGACGAUGACGAAACCGAGUUGCAGUCGAAUGGAAGCAGCGCCUUUGGACAAAUCAUCGUCUUGGUCAUGGUAGGAUUCAUCCUCCUCAUCCUGACAAAUGUCAUCGAGCUUCAGGGCGACGCGAGUCAACCCACUUCGAGUAGUAGUAUCCAAAAGAUCAACGAGACUGUGGUGAUGACUACAAGUCAUCGACCAAUCGGUCUUACAACGAGACGGAAUCGCAUUCCACAAGAUGUGGUUGUAAAGUCGAAGCCAAACAAUCUUAUGGUGGACGACGAACAGAAUGGCGAUGAUGGGGCGAAUACAAAUGACGAUGUUCAAGCCACGGCAGAUGGUGGUGUAAUUGGCGACGUGAAUACGGUGGUUGAUGCGCCGAUAGGAUCACUUGGUCCUCUUCCCAAUAUUAGCCUGAAAGACGCCUGGCUAAAUGACUUUGCCCGACUGCGAGAAGAGGAACAUUCACGAGGGCGGCAUACCUAUGUACCAAGAGGUCGUCCAAUGGACGAGACGCAACGUCAAACGCUGAUGGAUCAUUGGGGUUCCUGGACACUGGUUGAUAAUAAGGAACGUCCUCUGAACGAUUAUUACACCAAAUACCCAAAUCGGGAUAUUCCACGAUCCGAAUUUCCAGAGAAUGCCUGGCAGACUGAUGCAGAAUACCUUUCCAAAUUGCUUCCAGAAGGUCUUGCACUUGUGGAAAGAGCACAAGAGGCGAUUCUUGCCGAGUAUGGUAAAACCGAGGGAAGCUGGGAGCAAAAAGCCAAGAUGUUCAAGAUUAAACACUUUCAAGACAGCAGCUUGCCGAAAAGUGGGUUAGGGGCAAAAGAAGGUACCGCCCAUUCUUCACUCCGGCAAGGUGGCUGGACCACGACGAAAAGUUGGGCCGGUCUGAAGCGGAGAUUGCUACAUGCCAUCAUGACGGAAGACAAUUUUGUUUUUGCUAUGGGCGGCCAUUCUUCUGCGGCUGGUCAUGGAAAUCACUUUAUACAGUCGUAUACGCUACAAGUGCAAUGGAUAUUGGAGCCAGUGUUCGCUCGAUUAGGUGUCAAGCACGAAGCUCGAAAUUUUGGUCAUGGCGGGCUUGGUACACUUCAAAGUGGCUUGGCGGCUGGAAGCAUAUACGGUCCCGAUGUUGAUAUGUUAAUGUGGGAUGCAGGCAUGACAGAGGGUCUUGAUAAGAGGGCAAUCGCAGUGAUGCAUAGACAGGGUAUUCUUGGUGGUGUAAAAGUUCCAAUACUGUGGUCACUAGCUUCUGGAAUUCUUCGCCAACUCCAUAAAGAUGCGGGUGUCGACAUUGGCUCUCCAGGUUCUGCUCAUGAUGGGAUCCCAAUGAUUAAGAGUCACGAACAAGUAAAAACCAUGCCUUGGGCAAUGCGAGCUGUUAGGUGCACCAACGACCUUCAUAGCAUCUGCCGGAAGGGCGAAUACAUUGGACAGUGUUGGGUUGACCGCGACGACUUUACACCAAAUAAUCCUCAAGGUGAUGCGCCAAAAGGGAGAGCAACAUGGCACCCUGGGAGCCGACGUCAUCAAGUAACAGGACGCGUGAUUGCAUUCACCAUUUUACAGGCGUUGAAGGAAGUUUUGACGGAAUGGAAGGAAGCAGAUGGCUAUGUUUUGGAUGACAGCAGUUGGCAUGUGACCAAGUAUUAUGAUGAUAUGCGAGCCAGAGUAUCCGAUUCCCCUAAUGGAGCAUGCAGUGACCUGAAGAAAGUCGCGCUUGGAUUCGCAUGUAAUCAUCCAGUGAAGGCACGUACAGAAUUCACACCAAGAGCAUAUCCAUCUUCCACAAACUUGAGAAGCAUCAUGCCUCCAGAGAUGCUCGCCCAUAUUACUAAGCCAGGUGGAAACGUCUAUCGAGGCCGAGAUGUCUUCAACCCGGUAUUGCACCCACCGGAAGGAGCGGUAGACGUUUUGUCGAUUGUGGAGGCCGGCGUUGACUUCAAAUCGGUGAUGUUACCAGACUACCGAUGGUUUUACAAAACUCCAUCAAACAGCAAGCCUCCUUUUGACACAAUUGGAAGAGGGAACAAGCUAGCAACUGUAGCCGGAGACGAUUAUUGCGAUGGUACGGUUGACUCGGAAUGCGACAGAUCUAGGUCGAAUUCAUGUUUAUUGAGCGGUCACAACGACAGUCGAAAUGGGAUUAUGUACCAUGGUUACAGUGGAUGGUUGUUUUUCAACAUUCCAGAUCUGAAGUAUGGCUACAUUGUUGCCAAAAUUGAAACUUGGCACUGGGAAGGGAUUGGAAUUGCUGAUACUUGGGAUAAAAUCAAUGGCAACAAGAAGACUGCACCCAAAGCCAAGAACAAAAAGAAAAAGAAGAAGAAAGGUGGCAAACACCGUAGACUAAAGCAAAAACGAAACUACUGCAAAACCUUCUGGUUUGAGUUUUCAAUCAACGGCGAAGUGAAGACUAUGAGUCUUUCCAAGUGGAACACAAAGAUCCACAGCGUUCAACGGGUGGUUGAGACAGUUAGCCUCUUGGCAGACCCAGAAUUUACUGGUGGUGAAGAGAAAGAAGUUGAACUCGGAAUGCGGAUUCGAGGAUGUGGUAAAACAAAGGUCUUCUCGUUGACGCAUUUGUAUUGGUCAUGA
Messenger RNA from Cylindrotheca closterium, 2643 nucleotides. The record is from the annotation of a GenBank genome assembly. NCBI's taxonomy places the organism in Eukaryota, Bacillariophyta, Bacillariophyceae, Bacillariales, Bacillariaceae.